Molecule: messenger RNA, 402 nt
Organism: Plasmodium inui San Antonio 1
Lineage: Eukaryota; Apicomplexa; Aconoidasida; Haemosporida; Plasmodiidae
Exons: 3
Coding region: 1-402 (133 amino acids)
Source: RefSeq, a predicted model, not a curated record
AUGUUCAUACAAAAUGAAUGGAGAAUUAUGAACAAAAUAUUUCUCAUUCAUGUAGCUCAUGAAUACUUCAAGAGGUCCCCCUAUUAUAAAAUUAUCAUAUUAUUUGUAUCAUAUAUUCUGUCCUUAUCUUGUUUGAUUAAAUCUUUUACGAUCAUUUUGUAUGUAGAUGUCUAUAUAAAAAAAUAUAACGACUUAGAAUUUGAAGAUGUUACUGAUGAGGUUGUAGAGGUGCUGGAUUCUUCUGGCGACCAUGAUGAUUUUGCCUUAACAGAUUUGGCAAAGGAACAUCAUAAGGAAUUCCACCGAACCUUAAAUUAUGCUGAAUCAUUAGAAAAGGUUCUCAAUGAAGACAUGGAAACAGAAGAUGGAGGAAGUGUGUAUGUAGACACAGAAGAUAGUUGA